AUGCUGUCUACACUUCCUCUCAUUGCUACGGCAGUCGGCCUCAUUCCCGUGUUUGCUCAAGCUGCAGACUGGCACUUCUUGACCUAUUUGUCUCCAUCUGGCGCUAACUUCACUCGUUUCGCCGGCGACAUGGUGGCACCUACACUUCCUGGCGCAGGAUAUUACUACCUUUGGCCUGGUCUCCAAGACUCCGAUCACACCGGAGUAUUUCAGCCCGUGCUCGACGGAAGAUCAGGUUCCUGGUGGUUCUCUCCCGGAUGGUGCUGUGGUAAUCCUAGUCUGUCCUGGGGUGGUGGUAUAAGUGUCGCCAACGGCCAGACUGUCCACUACGACAUGGCUCUAAACUCCAAUGGUACCGCAUAUGAUACCAAUGUCAGCAAAGAGGGCGCCUCCGUAGAUGGCAGUUUCCCCCUUGCCAACAAAAAAUUCAACCAAGCUGUGUUCGCAAUCGAACUCAACGGUGUUACUUGGGAUUUCGGCCCCCUCGCUUUCAGCAACAUCGUCAUUGAAUCAACUGGUACCGAUGCCUCAUGGUGUAACGACUCACCUUCCAACUACAAUGGUGCUACCAACUUCACCAUCACUGGUGCCACUUCGACUAAAACUGAUAACAAGGUUAUCUGCUCGAUCGAUUCGCUCAUCUUACAAAAUCCUAUUUAG
Molecule: messenger RNA, 660 nt
Organism: Kwoniella botswanensis
Lineage: Eukaryota; Fungi; Basidiomycota; Tremellomycetes; Tremellales; Cryptococcaceae
Exons: 3
Coding region: 1-660 (219 amino acids)
Source: RefSeq, a predicted model, not a curated record